CACCUGUCUCCCGUGUGCCCAUUGGCUGCGGCGGAAAGGGCUGGUGGCAUGGUGCCGCUGCUGAGGGAAAUCCGGGGCCUGCCGGGACCAAGUUUCAGGAAGCCGCUCGGGAACCAGGCCCUAGGCUCGGGAAGGCGGCGAGCCCUAGGUAACGUCGGCCGAGGGAGGAAGGACAAAGCCAGAGACUCGGGACUCUGCGCCCUGCGCGGACGAACGCCACCAGGUUCAUUGAAUACAUUUUGAGUCCCAGGACUGUGGGAAUUAGCCAGUGGAUUGCAGGCAUGUUUUGGUUAUUGCUGGUGAGAUCGCAGCCCUACAGAUUGUGUUCUUUCAGAAAACUGCCAUUAACACCAAAAUACAAACCUUUUGUAGCUUGCCUCACCUACACAACUGAUAGACAGUCAAACAACGAAAAUGAAAGAACAGUGGAAAAGCUCUAUAAAUUUUCAGUUGACAUUAAGAAAAUUCGCAGAUUAAAAGGAUGGGUACUUUUAGAGGAUAAAACCUAUGUUGAAGAAAUUGCAAACAUUUUACAAGAACUAGGUGCCAGUGAGACUUCUAUAGCACAUAUUUUGGAAUGCUGCCCAGAAGCAAUUGUCUGUAGUCCAACUGCUGUUGACACUCAGAGAGAACUCUGGCAGUUGGUCUGCAAAAACAAGGAGAAGUUGGUCAAGUUAAUAAAACAGUUUCCGGAAUCUUUCUUUAUUGUUAAAGACCAGGAGAACCAGAAGCUGAACAUUCAGUUCUUUCAAGAGUUGGGACUCAAGAAUGUGAUCAUUAGCAGAUUUUUGACAACUGCACCUAAUAUUUUUCUUAACCCUGUUGAGAGGAAUAAGCAAAUGAUAAAGAUUCUCCAACAGAGUUAUCUAAAUUUAGGGGGCUCCGAGGCCAACAUGAAAGUUUGGCUACUAAAAUUGUUAAGCCAAAACCCAUUUAUUUUGUUAAAUUCUUCUGCAGCUAUAAAGGAAACACUAGAAUUUCUCCAGGAGCAAGGUUUCACAAACUUUGAAAUUCUCCAAUUUGUGUCCAAACUCAAAGGAUUUAUUUUUCAGCUUUGCCCAAGAAGUAUACAGAACAGUAUUUCCUUCUCUAAAAAUGUAUUUAAAUGCACAGAUCAUGACUUGAGGCAAUUAAUUUUAAAAUGCCCUGCCCUUUUAUAUUAUUCUGUUACAGUUUUAGAUGAGAGAAUUCAGGGAUUACUGAAAGAAGGGAUUUCCAUAGCUCAGAUAAGAGAGGCACCAAUGGUUCUUGAGUUAACACCACAGAUAAUACAGUACAGGAUAAGGAAACUAAAUUCUUUAGGCUAUAGAAUAAUGGAUAGAGAUCUUGCAAAUUUGAAUGGAACCAAAAAAGAGUUUGAGGCCAGCUUUGGUAAAAUGCAAGCCAAAAAAGGAAGGCCAGUAUUUAACCCUGUGGCACCAUUAAAUGUUGAAGAAUAAUUUAGUGAUUUAUGUUGCUUCUUUCUAGUAGUGCAAAGUAAAACUGACGAGCAGACUUAAGCGAUUCAGGCAGUUUGUAAGCACCAGUAAUUUUAUGGAUUUACUUAGCUUCUAAGUUGUUUGUUAUCUGACUCACUUGCUCUAUUUGAAAACAUAAGCAAUUGCAUUUAUUUUAAAUAAAGUUGGUAACUUUCACCUUGAGCUAUUAUUUCACGAACUCAUGUACUAUUAAAUGGCACAUCAGAGAGAUUUUAUACUUCAGGAAUCAUUUCCAAAAAAACUGACAAAACUGCUUCCUUAAUUCAAAGUAUGAAUACAUUUUUAUUCAUAGAACAUAUUUCAUCUGGGAUGCAAAUCCAGCCUUCUUCCUCACCACCAGCCCUGAAACCCUGUGAUCUGAAUCAGUCCUCUGAUCUGAGUGCAAUCUGUUUUCUGUAGCUUAGUGUCAAGGGAAACAUUGACAAACUGCUAAUAGUUCAUCUCCUGGUUGGAAUAAAUGAGUAUCUUUGAGAACCAAGUAGUACUCAUCCAAAAGGAGUAUUUUCUACUGUGCUGAUUAGAGCCUACUUGUUUGAUGAAUUUUUAAAAAAUUGACCAUUAUACCUCACAAAAUACUUUUAUGUGUAUUCAUUACUUUCCCCAUUUUACAGAUGAAGAAACUGAAAUUUAGAGCAGUCACUCAGCUGCCAAGUGGCAGAGCCCAGAUUCACUAAGCUCUGCCUCCUAUUCAAACCUUGUGCAUAGAAAAGAGUUGAUAUAAGAAAAGUCACCCCUAUCUGACAUGCCAAAAGAAGUUGAGUCUUAACAAAUUUAGGGAUUUUUAUGGAAACUUCUCUGUAAAAUCCCUUAAAUUUGAAAUGAUCUAAUUUAUAUACAUUUGAAGUAAAUGUAGAUUUUUAGAAGCUUUCUGAAAAUCCAGGUCUGCCUAAAAAGGGAAGUGUGUGAUGGGACUGCUUUUAGUGGUAGCGUUUCAAGUUUCUAUUUCUAAAUCUUACUCCAAGAUAAACAUUACCCAGAUAAAGACUGGCACACUUUCAGCUGUGGAGUUUGACCUUUGUAACAAAUACACAACCAUACAAUUGAUUCUGACACUCAAGCACCUAUGUACUAUGUGUAUAUGGCCUUUUCUUAAGUAAUGAAAAAAUUAUGAAGAAUGUAGGCAACGUCAUUGUCCUUUAUUCGUUCAUUCAGCAAAUGCAAGUAACCUUUGUUAUGCAGAUCUGUUCAGUUGCUUAGUUUGAAUAGUAAGACUGAUCUCUGGGUAGCACCUACUAACUGUCAGGCAUGUUGUGCUUUACAACUCUAAGAGUUAAGUAACCAUUGUUUACUGUUCCACAGGAAACUGAGGAAACUCAAGUCAAACAAGAAUUGUUAUAGAAAAAGAAUGGCAGACAAUACAACUAGUGCAGGGCUGAGUGAUGGGGAAAGUGGCACAAGAGGAGAUUAAGUUGAUCAUCUGAAAAACAAUGAACUUGUGGAUCACAUUAUGCUGACUUCAAGAAAAUAGCAUCACUGAAUUUUGUUCACGGUUAUGUCCUUGGCAAACAGCCUUAUGCAGCCUAUUACUACAUUUACUCUCCAACACUGCUGAAGACAUUAUCCACUACAUCAUUUGAUGGCUCUUAUAUGAAGCUCCACCUGAGACUUUCUUUACAGGAAGUUUACAGCUAAAAUCUCAGCCUGACGAGGUAAGCUCCUGUGGCCUGCAUAGCUGUGUCCCAUCACCCCACCCCUCCACACCGCUUCAUAAGCUCCACCUCAGAUUUCUAUUUUCCCUGGUUUGCAAUUUGAGUAUCUUAUUUAUAUCUUGCCAUUUUAUUCAUAUGUUUUUGUUGUAUGCUGCUAUAUAGUAUUUGUGGGAUAGAUGGAUAAAAUUUAAAGUAUCAGUUGGACCCACAUUAACAUUAAGCAUCACUAGAAAAAGAUGUAUACCAAUAUACAGUAUGUUGUCAUUUUUUUAAAAAAAAAUUUAAGCUCCAGUUUUGCUUCUCAAAUAUAUCUCCUUUAAAGUAUGCAGUGGCAUGUCAGGGGCUUCAAGAAGCCACAUGAGAGACAUGAUGCAUCCAUUUUACCUGCAGUAAUUUAAAAUACUGUUUUACUUUUAAAUGCACACUAAUUAAAAUGAAAAGUGAAUUUAUUUUUAAGAUAACUAGACUUUCAAGAAAUUUAAUUCCUGCCUGGGGAUGCUUCUGAGUGUAUCUUCAGAUUUACCAGCUCCCUCUUCCCAGCCCAAUCACACUCAAUCCCAUGAUUUCACUCCCUACAGCCCUCAAGUGGAGCAUUUUUGGUACAAAAGUUUGACAUGUACGAAAUUAGAUGCAAUUACAUUUAUGGAAACAUUCACCAUUAUAUUAUUUAUUAUUAGCAAUACUUACCAACAUCUAUAAACCAAAAAUAGCAAAUCUGGAGUCCUGUCAGGCCAGAUGCCCAGAUAUCUAGUCUAAAGGAAUUUGCUAUUAGAGGGCCUCAAAAGUCCUAAGAGGCCACAGAGAUUGAUUUUUUUUUUUUUAAAUGUCUGGGUUUCUUGUACAUCACUAUAACUAUAGAUCAUAAAAGCAAGUUUGUAAUAUUAAAAUUCCUCUGCGCCUCUUAGGGUAACAAAAAUUGUAUAAAAGCCCCAAGUAUUUGGGAUAUAUUUUCUUUUCUGAAUUCCUAAUCAGAUCAUAAGAUUCCAAGUUAUCUUAUGAAGGUAUUUUUACUAAAAACUUAACUAUAGUGCCAUCUUACACUUUUUAUUCAUACAAACCAUAUCCAACCUCUCUACACAUAAAUAUGAGACAAAAUUUAGUGAUAUUAUUUCUUCCUGGAUUAUUAGUCCUUUAUUACUAAGGAGAAAUAAUUUUUAUAGUAGCAUCCUAUUCAUUAUAAUUACAGGUGACCUGUUCCUCUUAAAUUGGAAAUUAAGAAGACAAACUGAUCCUAAAUCUCCUAAAAUUGGGAAAAGUAUACUUCUUUUUUUUUUUAACAAAAUGAAGGUUUUUGGAAACCCUGCAUUAAGCAAGGCUAUUGGUGCCAUUUUUCCAGUAGCAUGGGCUCACUUCCUGUCUCUGCAUUACAUUUCAAUUAAGCAUCAGUAACAACUGUUGUCUUGGGAUUCCUGAAGUUUCUUGACCUAAGGACUCUGCCAAGGUAACUUUUUUCUAAAGGAGUAAAACUUUUAAGAGGAAUUUCAUAGCUGGUAUGUCUCUGAGGUCAUCUAGUUGCAUUUGGAGAUCAUUCAUGAAAUUGGCUUUAUUUUGUAUGUUCCAUAUCACCAGUCUUCCCUUUCAUCUACAGUGGUUUGUAAAGAAGAAAACUCCAUCUGACUUAACAUUUGUUUGACCCUGAAUUCAAGUUCCUGUUUGACAUUAGUCAGUUCUGUUUCCAGCUCUGAAAUUCCAAGUCUCCUGACCUGGACCUAGGACAGAGUAAUUGUUGAAUGAUUCUCUCAUUCCUUCUGCCAGUCGCUAAGUUUGAUAUGGUUUUCUUCUUUCAGCCAUUGAUGGUUUGUCUGUAUUGUUUCCCUCCCCCACCCCCUCCAUGGUCAGAGAAUGCAGGCGACACCACAUACAUGAAAGUGAUGUUCUGUCUUCCAAAUAGUUCAUAAAAGGAGGAACUACAGUUAUGAAAGUCUAGGCAAGCUGAAUAUGAAGUUCAUAUGAAAAAAUAAACAAGCAAAAGCAGCUAGGAAAACUCUGAAAAAGAAAACAAUGAGGGGAAACUAGUCCUACCAGAUAUUAAACCUGCUAUGAAGCGUCAAUAAUCAAAGCAGUUUGUAUUAAUAGACAACAGACCAAUGGAAUAUGAUGGACAAGCCAGAACAAGACCCAAAAUACAUGUGGGAACUUUGUGUAUGAUAAAGGUGGCAUCUCAAGUUGGUGGGGUAAAAAUGUUCUGUUUUUUUGUGUGUUUGUUUAAAUUAAAUAGAUAGUAUUGCAACAACUAAGUAGUCAUUUGGAAAAAAAAAAAGUAGGAUCUUUUCUUCACAAAAGUGCUAGAGGAAACAUGGACGAAAAUUUCUAUAACCUUGGGGUUGAGAAGGUCUAACCAUGACUCAAAAUUCAAGGGCCAUGAAAAAUAAAUUGAUAAAUUUGACUAUAUAAAAACUUAAAACUUCUUCAAGUAAAAGAAACCAUAAUCAAGGACAAAUGGUAAACUUGUAUUACAAACAGAAGGAAUUAAUCACUCUACUAAUCAAUUUACUACAUAAAGAGCUUCUAGAAAUUAAGAUGAAAUGAAACAAUAGCACAAUAGAAAAUAUGGGCAAAGUAUAAGAACAAAGAGUUCUGAAAGAAAGAGAAAAAGGAAAAAAAGACAAAUGCCUCAAACAUGAGAUGUUCACUUUCACACCUCAUUCAUAGGAGAAAUGCAAACAGACACUAUUAUGAGACUCUCUUUCUCCCCUAUCAGAUUGGCAAAGGUUAACACCACCUUCUCUUGGAGAGGUUUGUGGAAAUACAUACUCUCUUGUACUGUGCCAAUGGAAUGCCGACCGGUAAGCUCUUCCAGAGGGCAAUUUGCCAGUGUCUAACACAAUUUCAAACACCUUUGACCCAGCAGUCCCACUUCUGGGAGUUUAUCCUAAACAGCCACUUGCCAAUGGAUGAAAUGAUAAAUGCAAAGAGUUAUUACCUGCAGCUUUAUUUCAGUAGGGAAAUGAUUAAACAGACAUGGUACAACCCCACAUUAGAAUACUGUGUAGCUAUCAAAAAGGAAUAUGCAAACUCUAGAACUCAUUUGGAAAGAUCUCAAGAUAUAUUGUUGGGUUUUUUGUUACAUUUUGUUUUGUUAGAUUUAAUGUUGAGUUUUGCCUUUAUUGAAGUUAGUCAGCUAUACAGAAUUUAAACUUUCUUGGCUAUUCUAAGGAAGUGCACCAGAUUUGCUACUGAAAAGUGAAAUAAAGGGAAGAAGAAAAAUUUGGAAGAUUACAGUUAAGGCAACAAACAAGACAAGCAACUAGCCAUAUAUCAUAAAGCUCUAACAAGCUGAUCAAGAGGAGCCAUCUGAAGUAAAGAAGGAAUUAUUCGUUCUUUAAUUAGUAACAUUUGUGUUCUACUUUGCUUUGGUACUAGUAAUCUUGUUUCCAAAAAAAAAAAAAGUGUCAUCUAUUUAAUCUUAAUCUCUGCUCACUUUCAAGGGAAGAUUUAUGUUUGAUGAGCUAUUUUAGUGUAUAUGUGUGAACAUAUACAUAAAGGAGUGGUCACAGUUCUGUGAUACAUCAUUUCAGGAGUUACUGUGUUCUGUAUUCUUUCUGGAAGUUCUGAGUACUCCAUAGGUGUUUAGUUUAAAGAACUGGAAACCUGGAACUCUGGAUCUUUUCAGAAUUACGAUGCAAAGUUCUCCUUAGUGCUUUUCAUUUGUGAGGUAAAAUAGGGAUUUUACUCUUACUGGUAAACAAGCUUUUCACUAUUUUGUGAGAAACAUCUUAAUUGAGUGCUUUGAAAAUACCACAUCAUCAAAAUGUUUUUUUCUCCUCUGAUUUAAAAAUAAUUUCCAUAUGUCUUUAUAGGGUUGUAAGAAUUAAAUGGAGAUGAUGUACACAAGCACAUUCCUGUCAUACUGUAAGCACUCAAAUACUCCAUUAAAAAAUUGAAUUCAUGAAAAAAAGCAAGAUACAGAAGGGUGAAUAUAAUAUGGUAGCUUUUGUAAAAUAAAGGAGUUGAAAAUAAGAUGCCAUGUGUGGUUAUAUUUGCAUUAAGAAAUUCUGGAUGCUAUACAAGAAACACACAAGGGCUAAGGGUGAAAAUGGGGUAGACAGGAAAUGUGGUACAAGAUCUCUCAAUCUGUACUGUUUUCUAUAAUUUGCAUUUCUGAACCACAUAAAUGAAUUAUACAGCCAUUAAAAAAUAAAAUUUGAAAAAA
Choloepus didactylus (southern two-toed sloth) is the source of this 7280-nucleotide messenger RNA. RefSeq names its product mitochondrial transcription termination factor 2 (gene MTERF2). Lineage: Eukaryota; Metazoa; Chordata; Mammalia; Pilosa; Megalonychidae. Gene Ontology annotation, cellular component: mitochondrial matrix. The record is from RefSeq and is a predicted model, not a curated record. The transcript is spliced from 7 exons. The coding region runs from base 282 to 1439 and encodes 385 amino acids. Gene Ontology annotation, biological process: termination of mitochondrial transcription; regulation of DNA-templated transcription. Gene Ontology annotation, molecular function: double-stranded DNA binding.